AUGGAGUACCCCACUUUGCGCAUGGACGCCUUUAUAGGCGACAUCUUCAACUACGACGCUAAGCUGGUCGACUACGUACGGAAGCUGUUCGGCUACGCCCUCAAUAGCCAUACGCGGGAGGAGGUGUUCGUGCUCUUGCUCGGAAAGGGUGGUAAAGUCAUUAUCUUUUUGGUCUCGGAUCCAAGACUUAGUGGAAUCGUGCAACGGCUUGCAAUCACCGACGAGACGGCCGAGGGGGAUCAGGUGGACCUCGGUCUCGUCUUGGCGGCAACGGGGGGCAGCUCAGUAAAAGCGCGGUGCCUCUAUAUCAACAGCGUCGAGUUUGUUGUCACGCACACACCGUUCGUGCAAACAAACUACCCUCCUGCGAUCUCCGCAACAGCGAUUCCGGACAACGUCGAGCGCCGACUGCGAGCGAUCCCGUUCCCCAAUACCUACGUCAGAGCAAACGCUUUUGACCCCACGAACGCAACACACCGCCUCAGAGACGACCACUUGAAGGAACGCAUGAAGGAAGAGGAGUCGCGUCGGCAAAUCCUUACUUGGUUAGCGCGCGGCUCGGUGGAGUGGUACGCCAGUGCAGAGGGUCUUGGUUCUCCCCCCAAGGCCGUGAAGGAUGCAACGGACGAGUACUUGCGCGAGGCGGACAAACUCCAACUGUUCAUCGACCAACACUGCGAGGUUGGAGAGGGAUUGUCGACACUCCAGAUUGAGUUUGCAGCCUGCUUUAGGCAGUAUUCCUCCGAGAGAAUCUCGAAUGAGGAGUUGAUGAGGAAAAUGGCUACGAAGGGAUUCAAGAGGGCCAAGAACAAUGAUUCGCCACGGCAGUUCUACUAUCCAAGGAUCAGGUGCUCGUACACUACUUGA
Messenger RNA from Klebsormidium nitens, 867 nucleotides. Lineage: Eukaryota; Viridiplantae; Streptophyta; Klebsormidiophyceae; Klebsormidiales; Klebsormidiaceae. The record is from the annotation of a GenBank genome assembly.